Molecule: messenger RNA, 1257 nt
Organism: Symbiodinium necroappetens
Lineage: Eukaryota; Dinophyceae; Suessiales; Symbiodiniaceae
Source: the annotation of a GenBank genome assembly
AUGGUGGAGGGCUUUCGCGUCGUGGACCAGGCCUGCCCGAUCCUCGAUGAGGACGGCUCCCAGGCUGGCAUUCUCAGACUCCUCGUCUUCCUGGAGGAUUUGGGUGCCGCCAAGGUGGCCAGAUCCGAGGAGGCUCCCAAGGGCGAGGUUGCUGCCCCAGAGACAGCCCCCGUAAGACGGCGCAACGAGGCGCAUCAGGCAGACGCUGCAAAAGCUGCUGGACUUGGCGCGACAGCGGCGACAACGGCCAGUCAGAAGUCUUUGCUGGAAAGCGCCUUCGGACUGGAGCUAUGGCGGCAAACGGAGGAGGACAAAUUCAGGGCGUACUUGGCAGAGCAGGAAGCUGACCUGAAAGCUCGCCUCGAGGAGGAGUAUCGACAGCGGGAGGAGGCACGCGCUGCCGAAUGUACCCAGCGGCAGGCCAAGAUCCAGCACGUUGAAGCCACGGUAAGGAGGAAGCUUCAGGAGCUUCAACAGAAGGAGCUCUCCAUCCAGUCUGAGGAAGCACGUGUGGGUAGCUUGCAGCUCAAGGCCCAGCGAGACAGCGAGAUGGCAAUGGCGCAGCGAGAGGAUGUGGCCAAGCAGGAGAUGUCCGAGCUUUCGCACAGCUUGGAACUGUCCCGUGCACGGAGUCACUUCUUGGAGGAGCAGGUGGCAGGAAUGGAGGCCCAGCUUUCCGCUGCUUCGACCAAGCUCCGAAGCCUGGAAGAGGCCAAAAGCGAGCACGACACGGAACUGCGAGCCAUGAUGGCGCCAUCGCCGGAGCUGAAAGAGGAGUUGCAAGAGCUGCGCCUGCGCCUCCGAGAGCAGGAAGUCCGAGGGGAGGCCAUCGCCGCUUCUCGAGACCACUUCAAGCACAAGGUCCAGGAGCUUUGUGGGCGCCUUCUUGGCUCGGGCCCUGCUCAGAACACCCAGACCCAGGAGACCGCCCUGACGGCUCUUGGUGUACUUGGAACAUCUUCGGCUGGGGACGUGACCAACAGCAUCACCGAAGCCCUGCGCAAGGUGAGGCAGGAGUUGGCAAACCUGGCGUCUCACUGGGACCGGGCUGACCCAGAUCAGACGCGAGAAGAGCCGGAGAGGCCCGCGGCGGGUCCAGUGCGGACUUCACAGGACUCUGAAAAAGCAGAGCGGCACCUCGCCUGGCUCAAAACGCAGCGGCGUCAGCUGCUCGACAGCGGCGUGUAUGGAAGCAGCGACGCUGUGGUACUAGCGCUGGAUGUGAAGAUAGCGCAGGCCGAGGCCCAGGUCACUUGA